AGUUGCGUAUAUGCAUUUUGCAGCACUGGCUAUAAUUAGCUAGGCCAUCCAUUGAAAAUUAAACAAAAACAUGGAAAAUGUAACGAGCUUAGAGCUUUUCGUGUAAUACAGGUAAACAGUGAUUGCUUCUAAAUGGAUAUCGCCAGCAUUGAGCUGAGUGUGGAGGCGCUGAUUGGGUCGCUUGUAGCGCUGAGUGUGCUCUUCUUUUUUUGUCGCAGCAUUCUAGCGGAAGACGUUGUCAUUUGCAUAUCGGGCAAAACACGUCACAGCUGGAAAUCAAUAAAAAUAAUUGAACAGGCCUGCUUUUGUAAUGUGUGUGAGAUAUUGUUGACGCCAUCUGCGGGCCUCUUCUGCGACUGUUGCGGUCUUUGCACGCACUCGGAGCCGACAUGUCAGCGGCAGGCGGACGCUCGUUUUCGCUGCAAGGACAAAUGGCUGCGAAACGUGAAUACAGUGCGUCAUUUGUGGGUGCGUGGAAAUUUGCCAAUGAGCUACAUCUGCGCCGAGUGCGGCCAGGAGGCAGAAGUGGAUCAUCAUAGUAGCAGCUCUGGUCCAGGUCUCUAUGGCUGGAGAUGUGCCUGGUGUCAACGCUGUUAUCACGACAACUGUUACAAGAACGUGGAUACUAAGGCCGAAUGUGAUUUCGGCGAGUUUCGGGACAUGAUAUAUCCGCCGUACAGUAUUGUAGCAGCCAGGACACGCGAAUCUGUGCGUUUGCAUCUCGCUGGCAUCAAGCCGCCUGAUGUUGAGAACUGGGAGCCGUUGAUAGUAAUCGCCAAUACAAAAUCUGGAAGUAGCACGGGCUCAAAUGUCUUGUCGUUGCUGCGUGGCUAUUUGCAUCCAAUGCAGGUCAUGGAACUGGGCACACGAGGUCCACAGGAUGCGCUGCAGUGGGCGGCCAAAACAAGUCCACGCCCUUGUCGCAUACUGGUCGCGGGUGGCGAUGGAACGAUUGGCUGGGUGCUCAACACCAUCUAUACGCUGAACAUAAAGCCACAACCGUCAGUGGCAAUUAUUCCACUGGGCACUGGCAACGAUUUGUCACGCGUGCUAGGCUGGGGCGCUGAACCGCCCUCUGUUAUUGAUCCGCUGCAGAUACUGCGUAGCGUUAGACGCGCCAGAUCUGUAAAUCUUGAUCGAUAUGAUCUGCAAAUUGAGAAGCUGCACUAUCGCCUACCUAUACAAAGACAUCCCACAAAGACCAUACACGUCUAUAACUAUUUUAGUGUGGGCGUGGAUGCGUACAUUACGUACAACUUCCACAAAACACGAGAAUCUCGAUUCUAUCUGCUCAGCAGUCGCAUUUUCAACAAGUUGCUGUACUUCACGUUUGGUACACAGCAGGUCAUGCAGCCGGAUUGCGAACGCAUUGAACAGAAACUAGAACUUCAUCUAGAUAAUAGGCUAGUCGAACUGCCGGAAUUGCAAUCUCUGGUAUUUCUUAACAUUGAUUCCUGGGGCGCUGGCUGCAAACUUUGCGAGCUGAGCAAUUCUAAUGGCGACGUGCGAAUUGUAAACUCCAUAUCUGAUGGCAUGAUGGAAGUGUUUGGCAUAGUCUCAUCCUUUCAUAUUGCCCAGCUGCAGUGCAACAUAAGCAAGCCCGUGCGCAUCGGCCAGGCCAAGCAGAUACGGCUGCGAGUGAAUGGCACGGUGCCCAUGCAGGCGGAUGGUGAGCCCUGGAUGCAGCCGCCGGCGGAAAUACGCUUGCAGGCACGCAGUCAAGCUCGCGUGCUAAAGGCAGAGACACCAACUCCCACCCAGUUGCAGUAGCAACUAUUCUAAACUAUAAAAUGACCCUGUGCCACAUGGAUGAUGUAAACUUGUACUUAACUUAAAUCUCUUUCCCAUUCAAGCUAACCAUAGCUACUUGUUUAAGUGAAACUAUAAACCACCCGAUCUACACAAAUAUACCAAACAUAAGAUGUUAAUCCAGAUACUAUCUGGGAUUAUUAAAUAAGUAAAAUGUUUUAGAUAUUGACUUUUUAAA
Drosophila montana is the source of this 1987-nucleotide messenger RNA. It is a transcript of the gene Dgkepsilon, whose product is annotated as diacylglycerol kinase epsilon. Bases 133 to 1770 code for a protein of 545 amino acids. Lineage: Eukaryota; Metazoa; Arthropoda; Insecta; Diptera; Drosophilidae. The record is from RefSeq and is a predicted model, not a curated record. The transcript has 4 exons. Gene Ontology annotation, molecular function: ATP-dependent diacylglycerol kinase activity.